AUGUCCUUCAAGGCGCUCGUGUACGCCUACGUCCUCGGCGGCAUCACAUUCGUCCCCCUCGUCAUCCUCGCCCUCAUCGCCUACACCAUCUACACCUCCGUCCCCGUCGCCGACCCCGACCUCUCCAAGCCCGCAAGGGAGGCCCGCGCCCACGCCGCUGCAUCAGACACUCGUGAUGCCACCGCAGAGCCCCUGCUCGACCUCGCCGACGUCCCCAAGGCACGCAAGGGCUGGCUCACCAUGCGCCGCACUUUCGAAGAAUCCUCCUUCGAGGGCUCCUACGUCACCCUCGUCAAGUCCUUCCUCGACGCGCGCUCCAAAGACCCCAAGCGCUCGCGCCCACGCGACAUGUGGUACGUCGUCCUCAAGGGCAAGGUCCUCUAUCUCUACGAGGACGAGUCCAUGACGGAGUGCGAGGCCGCCAUCGAGCUCGGGAGCCACGACGUCGUCAUCUUCCCCGAAGGCCUCCUCGACGGCGAGCUCUUCGCCAAACGCAACGCGAUCUGCCUCAAGCCCAAGCUCGCGCCCUCCGAUAAGGGCCUCCCCAGCCUCACCCGGGACAUGCACCUGGACCCGCUCAACCUCGAGCAGAAACUCGAGGAAAAGGUCGGCCCCGGCAGCUCGAAGAAGAAACACAAGGAGAGGGAGCGCGAAAAGGAGAGGCUGCUCGAGCUGGAGAGGAAGCGGGAGGAGGCCCUCGACCUCUCCACCCCGUGGUUCAUCUUUGUGCGCUCAAACGUGGAGAUGGAAGACUGGUAUUUUGCACUCGUCCAUGCCUCGGACAACGCAGCGAACACCCCCACCCUCGCCCCCCUCCAGGCCAUCUUCUCCACCGCCGACAUGAACUAUCUCGUGACGACCCUCGACGAACAGCCGGACGUCAUCCCCAUGCGCUGGCUCAACGCGCUCCUGGGCAGACUGUUCUUCAGCUACUACCGCACCGACGCCCUCGAGUCGUACAUCAUCGGCCGACUCAUGAAGAAGCUCUCCAAGGUGAAGCGGCCCAACUUUCUGACCGACGUCGUCGUCACCGAGGUGUACGUCGGCAACAAGUCCGCAACGUUCAGCAAGCCGAUGCUGAAGGAGCUCACGAAGGAGGGCGACGCGGCGCUGGAGGUCCGCAUGUCGUACAAGGGCGAGAUCCGCGUGACGGUGCAGGCGACGGCGACGAUCAACCUCGGGUCGCGAUUCAAGCCGUACACGGUGAAGCUCACCCUGGCCGCGGUGCUGCGCGAGCUGGAGGGGAACCUGGUGGUGAGGGUGAAGCGGCCGCCCAGCAACCGGAUCUGGUACGCGUUCACGCAGGCGCCGAGGAUGGUGUUCGACGUCGAGCCCGUCGUGAGCGACCGGCAGAUCACGUGGAGCAUGAUACUGAACUCGAUCGAGUCUCGGUUGAAGGAAGUGAUCAUGGAGUCGAUCGUCAUGCCCAACAUGGACGACAUCGCCUUCUUCGACACCUCGCGCUGCGUCCACCGGGGCGGCAUAUGGCCGGACGCCGGCCGGAGAGAGAAGCCAGCCGACGCCGAGCCGAGCACCCCGUCCUCCGAGGAAGACGUGUCCCCCGUGCUCGACGUCGCCUCCUCCCCGUCUCUCGAGGGUGAGCCCGCCGACAUAAAACGAUCCCAGUCCGAGCCCGAGGUCCGCGGCGACGUGGACCCGUCGGCCUCGGAACCGCCGUCCCGCGCUGCGACGACCGCCAUCGGCACCCAGUCCACCACCUCCUCUCCCUCCCGCUCCGCGCAGAAACGACGGCCGACCUGGUUCCCGAGCAAUCACCAUAGCGGCAAGCACCACCCUCACAUGGUCGACGACCCAGAGCCACUGCCUGGCGCCGAGUCCGAGGCCGACCUCCCAAAGUCCGACUCGACGCUCCUCGACGUGUCGCACGACGCGGGCGAGAUGCCCCGCCAGAUCCGCAGGAAGGGCUCCAAGUUCCUCACCAUCCGCAAGUCCAGUCGCUCCCCCUCCCCAGGCCCGCCUCCCCCCUUACCGCCCUCCCGCUCCCCGUCCCCCGUCCCGUCGCUAGAGUUAAACCGCGCCGACAGCCCCGACUCGCUCGGCCGCCCGGCGUCCGUCAAGAGCAGCAAGAGCUCAAAGAGCUCAAAGUCCACGCGCUCCAAGGAGCACCCUCCCGCGAGCCCGUCCCUGUUCUCCUCGCUCAAGUCGCGCGCCGGCGACCGGCAGGCGCUCGGCACGUCCGCGAAGGAGACCAUGCGCAAGUGGGGCGUCAACUGGGCGGGGCUCAAGAAGGACAACGGCGCGGCGAGCGCGGGAUCAGCGGCCGAGGACGUCCCCGACGGUGGCGACAGGCGGAGCUCGGACAGCAGCUUCACCGCGCACAAGGCCAAGGCGAGCUAUGCCGAGGUGCGCGCCGCGGUCGCGGAGCGUAAGGAGCGGGAGAAGAGUGCGCAGGCGGCCGGUGGGGCCGCGCACGCCAACGGGGGCGCGUCGGACCCGAUCCCGAUCCCUGUCCCGGCGCGAGACGCGCGCGUCUGGUCGGGCACGUCGUCGCAGGGCGACUCGUCCAUCAUGUCUGCCAGCCGGGGGUCCGUCUCCUCGACGUCCUCGCGCGGCCGGUCAUACUCGGGCGACCGCACGCUGGAGCUCCCGCCCAUGGUCAGGACCAGGACGCCCUCGACGGAGCGCCCCGCGGACGAGCUCGCAGAGCCGAACGGGGCGUCGCCGUACGCGGAUCUGGAUCUCGUGCAGGGACGCCCGCCCGCGCCGAUCCACACGCAGCCCUCGCAGGGCAAGACGAUGACGAUUCCGGGCAUCCACGCGAGCCACCGCGGGGAGGUCAUGGCGAUGGGCUACGUGCCGCCCGCGCCGCCGCCUCCGCCGCCAGAAAAUAAGGGAAAGGCGUCCGGUAUCCAGAGCGUGUACCGCCUCUGGAAGAACCCCACGCUCCCACCGCAAGACGCGGGCGCGCCUGAAUCGACCGCCGAGCGGCCGUCGUCCCCGCCGCCACUAGCCCCGCCGCCAUUAGAGCAGGAGGCGGAGGCGAUCGAGGCGAUCGCGGCGCGCCGCAUGUCGCUCAUGCACUCCGACGACGCGCCGUCCGCCGACCCGCUCGCGCGCGUGCUCGAGAACGACCGCGUGCGCCCAGACUCCCCGACCCUCCCGCCGCCGACACCGCCCGGCGCGUCGGCGGAGUCCUCGCAUCCGGACGCGUUGCCCGCGCCCGUGCCCGUGCCCUCGACGCCUGCGGCGCCCGAUAUCACGUUCACUGUGCCGACGCCCGUGCGCAACGAGAUCACGAAGCCGCCGCUGCCCCCGCGCAACGCGCCCGUGACCGCUACAGUAUAGCGACGUGUUUCUCCGUCCUCGCGCCCGAUCUACGUAGAUACGACCCGCACGUACAUGCACCACACCACACACUCACACACACACUCACACUCCGCACGCACACGCACACACUGUACUAUAUAUAAUCCUCAUCUUCCUCGUCGUCUGGCAUAAACUCCUCUUUUCGUUGCCCUUCUUUCGUCUUGCGUAUUUUCUCUUUUUGUUUUUGGCAUCUUUUCGCUUACACUUAUCACUUCUGCUUUCGCGGUUUCAUUUCCUGCUUUGACACGCUUGAGGGGACACGACGCAACGGGUCACUUAAUCAUUUCUGGUGUUCGUUUGCAGCUAUGAUUGGUUUCUGGUCCGAGAUGGCUUUUUUGUUUGUUCUCUGUUUUUCACGAUUCGAAAUGAUAUCAGGAUCGGAGAGCGCUCGGUGGUAUCUAGUUUGUUAUGGGGAUGGCGUUCGCGAUGAAAGGUUGCACGUACUACUACAUACCAAUGCUGACCGAUAAUUUGCGACUC
Molecule: messenger RNA, 3807 nt
Organism: Heterobasidion irregulare TC 32-1
Lineage: Eukaryota; Fungi; Basidiomycota; Agaricomycetes; Russulales; Bondarzewiaceae
Exons: 3
Coding region: 1-3306 (1101 amino acids)
Biological process (GO): phospholipid transport
Cellular component (GO): ERMES complex; endoplasmic reticulum
Molecular function (GO): lipid binding
Source: RefSeq, a predicted model, not a curated record